Molecule: messenger RNA, 918 nt
Organism: Penicillium maclennaniae
Lineage: Eukaryota; Fungi; Ascomycota; Eurotiomycetes; Eurotiales; Aspergillaceae
Product: NmrA-like family protein
Exons: 1
Coding region: 1-918 (305 amino acids)
Source: RefSeq, a predicted model, not a curated record
AUGUCGACCGUCAUUGUGUUUGGGCCAACGGGCAACAUCGGUUCCGUUGCAGCGCGCACCGCCCAAGAGCAUGGAGCGAAGGUGGUCCUCGCCAUGCGCGACCCGAAGAAGACCAUUCCUGGUCUGAGUCCGGGGCAAGAGCAGGCCGGCGGUUUCGAGAGAGUCCAAGCUGACCUGAUGGACGCCGAUUCCGUCGCUGCGGCCGUCAAGAAAUCUGCAGCCAAGCGCGCCUUCAUCUACGUCGCCUUCGGUUCUUCAGAUCAUAUGAAAUCCACUCUUGAGGCCUUGAAAUCCUCUGGUAUCGAGUUCGUCGUCCUUCUUAGCAGCUACACUGUCUCCGGCGAGCUCAAGGACUUCGUUCCCAGUGAUCUCAUCCCUUACAUGCACGCGCAGGUGGAAAUCAACCUCGAUGAAGUCUUCGGUCCAGAGAACUACGUCGCCGUGCGCCCCGGAGGUUUCGCCACGAAUAUGUUGCACCACAAGAGCGGGAUCGCGGCCGGAGAGGUAAAGCUUUAUGCACCAAACUAUGGGCUCGAUUGUGUCACGCCUAUUGAUAUGGGUCGGAUCUGUGGAAUUAUUUUUGCCAAGGGACCAAAGAAUGGACACCGAAAGGUCUAUGUCUAUGGUCCUAAGAUCAUCUCAAUGUCAGAUGCUGUUCACACUAUUGCUAAAGUUUUGGGCAAGACUGUCAAGAUCACUACUAUCAGUGCAGAGGAGGCUAUAGAGCAGCACCUCAGUCAUGGUAUGCCUAAGCCGCUGGCGGAACAUAUGGUACAGAGAUUCGGAAGUGAUAAGGGUGCCAAUUUUCCGCAUGUUCGUUAUGAGGAGGGAGUUCAGAAUGUACAGCUUUACACUGGGGUACCUGCUACAGGGUUUGAGAAAUGGGUAGCUGGGAACAAGGAUCUGUUCAGCGCCUGA